Messenger RNA from Daucus carota subsp. sativus, 1895 nucleotides. RefSeq names its product FHA domain-containing protein DDL. Lineage: Eukaryota; Viridiplantae; Streptophyta; Magnoliopsida; Apiales; Apiaceae. Gene Ontology annotation, biological process: miRNA processing. The record is from RefSeq and is a predicted model, not a curated record. The transcript is spliced from 11 exons. Gene Ontology annotation, molecular function: mRNA binding; protein binding. Gene Ontology annotation, cellular component: nucleus. Bases 164 to 1510 code for a protein of 448 amino acids.
AUAUUAUUUUAUUAAUAUCUUAAAUCUCAAAUAUAAACUAUUUUAAUUUAGUUCUCAAAAUUUGGAUGAGAAUUUGAUGCGACGAUUCACCCCUUCGCUUCUAUCUCCGAGUUAGGGUUUUUCACCAAUUCCAAAAGGUGAUCUUCAACCUGGGAGGUGAAUUAUGGGUCGCCAUCCAUCUGAUGAUUCAGAAUCUCCGGUUAGGACUCGUGAAUCGAGUCGUAAGAGGAGCCCACCUCGAAGAGAAAAAUCUCCUGCCCGUAAUAAGAGUUCAUACAAAGCAAGGUCCCCAGUCAGAGAGAAGCCAUCAAGUCGAACUAGGUCCCCAAGACAGGCAAUGUCGAGGUCACCUGAAAAGUCUCGGCUGAGAGAAAAGCCAUCAGGUCGAACCAGGUCCCCAAGACGUGGUAAGUCAAGGUCACCUGUAUCUGAUUCUCCGGUGAAAGAUAAACCUUUAAGUCAAGGCAGAUCCUUGAGGCAUACAAAGUCAUCUUAUUCUCCGGUUAGAGACAAACCGUCGAGUCGUGCCAGGUCAAGGUCUCCUGUACAUCAUCUGCCCUCAAGGGAGAGAACUUCUAAUCAAACUAGAUCCCCCAAACGGCCAAAAUCAAUAUCUCCUGCAGCUCGUUCGCCUUCCCCACGUACUAAGAGAUUACGAAGAGCAAAAGAUGAAAAUGAGUCUGUAAUAGGAAGUGAGAGGGCACAAAAAACAAACCUUAGGGUCAGUGAAAGGUCUACACGUAGGGAAAAGGAUUCAGAGGAUGAAGAACCAAAUGCGAGAAGAGAAAAUAAGUCUGGAAGGGAUGCAAUUCGUAAUGGCUCUUCUAGAUCAAGACGCGGAAGGUCAGGUUCACCAUCAGGCCAUAACCACACGAGGUCUCGGUCACCUCCUAAUGCUUCUGAACGAAGAGAUCGCGAUGAGGUAACUAUCUCAAGAAAAGGCGAAUAUAAUUCAAGAGGAGGUGAACAAGGGAACCCUAGUGAUGAUUCAGUUGCUAAGAUGGCAGCUGCGGCAGAGGCCUUGGAAAAGAAGGAAAAGCAAAAGCCUUCAUUUGAGCUGUCUGGAAAGCUUGCUGAAGAAACGAAUAGAUUUAGGGGUAUUACACUACUCUUCAAUGAGGCUCCAGAUGCUCGGAAACCAGAAACAAGAUGGCGACUUUAUGUUUUUAAGGGAGGAGAUGUGCUUAAUGAGCCCUUGUAUGUACAUAGACAAACAUCUUACCUUUUUGGGAGAGAAAGGAGGGUGGCAGAUAUUCCUACAGAUCACCCUUCAUGCAGCAAACAACAUGCUGUUCUUCAAUACAGGCAAGUAGAAACUGAACAACCUGAUGGCACUUUGUCAAAACAAGUAAGGCCUUACAUCAUGGAUCUUGGAAGCACAAAUGGAACUUUCAUUAAUGAAGAGCGCAUUGACCCUCAACGUUAUUAUGAACUUCGUGAGAAAGACACCAUAAAGUUUGGUAAUAGUAGCCGCGAGUAUGUUCUGCUGCACGAGAAUUCAGCGGGAUAAUGAUCGUCAUUGGCUGUACCCAUUGUGAUAUUUUGCGUGUUUGCUCUGAGAAGAUGUUUGGAUGUGGUCUGGAUGACUCUGAAGGGAAUUGCGUGAAAUCUUGGCAUUUGGUUGAGUUUCUUCAGUUAUCUCACAUGUGAACUAGAUCUUUGUCAUUUUAGCUUCUCUUUUAUAGUAGCAACAGUAUUGUAGCAUCGUAUGUUCCAUCUAAUGGUUUUUAGUUGUUUGUAAGAUUUAGAACUUGUUUAAGCUUAUAUGUUGCUGAUUUUCUGGUGUUUUAAUUUGCCGAGUUUAUUUAACUCACCAGACAGCUUUUCAACAGUUGAUUUUCCAAACUAGAAAACUUUGGUGUACAUUGUUGAUCUAUGUUUAAUAAUGUUCUGCA